ACAAAGCCACUGAUGGCUCAAGGUAGAAUUUAUUGUCAUAUUCUGCGCAGUCUCCUGUUUGUUCCUACAGGGCUAUGAUGUGCGCAACCAUAAGGAAGCAACUGCAUUUUUGACAAACCUGACAGUAGAGGAUGAGAAGCUCCGGUAAUAUUUUGCUGAAGGGGAGAAAAGGAUGCUAUGCGCCCAGGUGUUUUUUAAAACGUUUCUAAUAUAUUCAUGGGGGCGGGUCCGAGGACCUUGUGAAUAUAUAUAGUCUACUGUAGAGACCGGACUGCCCACCUCCGAGUCACUUCACUUGCAGGAAAGCUGAAGUUGGUUGCAUCCACCCUAGCAGCAUCAGCCUGAAACCUUCAGUCAACAUGGCUCUACCUGGAAGAUGCACCUCUAUCAUCAACUUGCGUUACCAAGAUGGCAGUGAAGGGAGCCCGUCCAACCCGGCCAAGUUCAACAACCAAGACUAUGCGCAGCUGAAAGACAACUACCUGCGCAGAAGGACGCUGUUUGUGGACAACACCUUCCCACCUAACAACCAAUCUCUGGGGGACCUGCGUGAUUUCGGCCGUCGUCAGGAAGCCCAAGUGGAGUGGCUCCGUCCGGCGGACAUCUUGAAAGCACAGAAAAAAAGCGUGGAUCCUAUUUUCUGUAGCAAAGGAGCCUCCCGAUUUGACUUUGAUCAAGGCAGCGUGGGUGACUGCUGGUUGCUGGCUGCAAUUUCCUCACUGACGUUCCGCAAAGGCCUGUUGGCUCAAGUUGUGCCGAUGGACCAGAACUUCAGUGAUUACGCCGGGAUAUUUCAUUUCAGGUUCUGGAGGUUCGGCGUGUGGGUGGAUGUUGUCAUUGAUGACUACCUGCCAACACUGAACAAUCAGUUGAUGUUUGUUCGCUCCAAGGACGGAAACGAGUUCUGGGCUCCUCUGAUGGAGAAAGCUUAUGCCAAAGUGUGCGGUUCGUACGCAGACAUGAGCUCUGGAUUGCCAUCGGAGGCCUGCAAGGAUUUCAGUGGAGGCUUGAACAUGGAUUACAAACUCAGUGAAGCCCACUCGGCAGGCCACGACGUGGAGCUGUGGAACUCGCUGAGCAGAGCCACCAGCUGCCAGUCGAUGAUUUGCUGUGGUACUGCCCAGAAAGGGGGGGAGUUGGUGAACACCAUAGAGGACACUGGUAUUGUGAAUGCACAUGCCUAUUCUGUGACAGCAGUCACUGAGGUCGAUUACUGCGGUUCUAAAGUGAAACUGGUGCGUCUCAUGAAUCCUUGGGGCCGAACAGAGUGGAACGGAAAGUGGAGCGACAAGUCUGACAUGUGGAGUAAAGUCAGUCCAGAAGAUCGGAAAAACUUUGUUGACUGCAAUGACGGAGAGUUCUGGAUGGAGUUGGGGGACUUCUGUCAUUAUUUCCAAAACUUGUUCAUCUGCUGUGAGAACCCCAACUUUAUUGAUGGUGACAUCAGCUGCCAGUGGAAAUCCAUGACUUACGAUGGCAGCUGGGUGGCCGGAAAAACUGCAGGCGGCAACUUGUCUUACUCUACCUUUGAGACGAAUCCCCAGUAUCGCUUGCAGGUUACUAAAAUAAACAAGGAUGAGCAAAACGACCAAAACAUCUUCCUGUCUCUGAUGCAGAAACCUCAGAAACAAAAUCGUAAAACAACACAAACCCAACCGAUUGGACUUACCGUCUUUAAGAUUCCUCCAGGGACACCACAGGGACAGCUGAAGGCCUCCUUCUUCCUAAGAAACUGGCCCAUGAAGCAAAGACAGCUGUACACCAAUGAAAGGGAUCUGAUUGAUUCGUACAGCCUGGAGCCUGCCGAGUAUCUGAUCGUGGCCUCCACGAUCAAGCCCAACAUGACUGGAGACUUCGUUCUCACCGUCUACACCAAGACCGAUGCUCAGAUCAGCUCCCAUGAAGAUGAUGGCGAUCACAAAGAGGAGGAGAACUUAAUUCUUCCCAUGCCGCCCAAGGACAAGGACAAGGACAAGGACAAGGACAAGGAGGAGACCACCAACAAGAAUACCAUCCAAGCCUUGUUCAGCAGAUACGCUGAUCAGUUUGGGCGGCUAGUAUCCAGACAGCUCCAGAAGCUCCUGAAUGACAACUUCCCUCACGGCACCUUUGGUUUGGAUACCUGCAUGAGCAUGAUGGCUAUGGUGGAUACCAACAAAACAAUGAUGAUGACUUUCACCGAGUUCUCAACUCUCUGGGAGAAGAUUACCAAAUACGAGAAACGCUUUCAUCUUGCAGAUGUGAAUGAGAAUGGAUCCCUGUCUGAACGUGAGCUCCAGAAGGCAAUGGAGGAUGAGGAAAUGGACACCAACGACUUCAUGGUAAAGCUGAUGAUGGCCCGCUAUUCAGGCACGUCCAACACCUCCUUGGAGAACUUUAUCACGCUCAUGUUACGCCUGGAGAAGACCUCAAAUGUUUUCAAGAACAAAUCAUCAAACGGAGUGAUCCACUUGUCCUGGACUGAGUGGACCAACUUCUCCUUGUACAACUAGAACAAAACAACACUGGGGACCGUGUUGAGAAGAUCACUCCAGCCACGUGCUGCUUUUAGAGGAAUCAAUGUGCAAAACCUUUUUAAGAGGUAAAAAAGCAGUAACAUAAUAACAUGUGAUUCUGAAAUAAAAAUGACCUGAAAUAAGUGAAAUCUUGAAUCUUUCACACA
Molecule: messenger RNA, 2662 nt
Organism: Pungitius pungitius (ninespine stickleback)
Lineage: Eukaryota; Metazoa; Chordata; Actinopteri; Perciformes; Gasterosteidae
Product: calpain-1 catalytic subunit-like
Exons: 22
Coding region: 360-2492 (710 amino acids)
Biological process (GO): proteolysis
Cellular component (GO): cytoplasm
Molecular function (GO): calcium-dependent cysteine-type endopeptidase activity; calcium ion binding
Source: RefSeq, a predicted model, not a curated record